Dioscorea cayenensis subsp. rotundata (Guinea yam) is the source of this 1796-nucleotide messenger RNA. Its product is annotated as inositol transporter 1-like. Gene Ontology annotation, biological process: transmembrane transport. Lineage: Eukaryota; Viridiplantae; Streptophyta; Magnoliopsida; Dioscoreales; Dioscoreaceae. The transcript has 6 exons. Gene Ontology annotation, molecular function: myo-inositol:proton symporter activity. The record is from RefSeq and is a predicted model, not a curated record. Gene Ontology annotation, cellular component: membrane. The coding region runs from base 113 to 1600 and encodes 495 amino acids.
AAUGGAAAGAGUGCUCUGCAGGACUCCUCCAUCCAAUCUCUUGUUGUCUUUUUUUCCCCCAAUUUGAAUCAGUGAAUCCCUACUUCUCUUUGGAUCGAUCUCGCCGGAGGAGAUGACGAUUGAGUCGCUGCCGGGGAGCUCGUCGUCGUUGGGGCCGAAGAGAAGCAUGUCGUACUUCAGCAACGUCUAUGUUCUAGGCCUCACCAUCACUGCUGGGAUUGGGGGACUGCUUUUUGGCUAUGAUACUGGUGUUAUAUCUGGUGCCCUUCUUUACAUCAAAGAUGAGUUUGAGUUGGUUGCUCAGAGUAAUUUCUUACAGGAAACAAUUGUUAGUAUGGCUUUAGUAGGAGCCAUGAUUGGAGCUGCAGGAGGCGGGUGGGUAAAUGAUGCUUAUGGACGCAAGAGAGCCACCCUCAUUGCUGAUGUGGUUUUCACUAUUGGAUCUCUUGUCAUGUGUGCUGCACCAGAUCCAUAUGUUCUAAUAUUUGGAAGGUUGUUGGUAGGUCUCGGUGUCGGCAUGGCAUCUGUCACAGCCCCAGUGUAUAUUGCAGAAGCAUCUCCUUCAGAAAUCAGGGGAGGUUUGGUUAGCACAAAUGUGCUCAUGAUCACCAGUGGACAAUUCUUGUCAUACCUUGUAAAUCUGGCUUUCACAGAGGUGAAUGGAACAUGGCGCUGGAUGCUUGGGGUUGCUGCUGUGCCUGCCAUCCUACAGUUUUUUCUAAUGCUUCUGCUGCCUGAAUCACCCCGAUGGCUGUAUAUGAAGAAUGAGAAAGAACAAGCUGUUUCAGUGCUUUCAAAAAUAUAUGAUCCAGAUCGUUUGGAGGAGGAGAAAGUUUUGCUCUCUGUUGCUUCAGAUGAAAAUAUUGAGUCUAAGGAUUCUGCCAAAUACUUGGAUGUUUUCAAAUCCAAAGAAAUGAGGCUAGCAUUUUUUGCUGGAGCUGGCCUUCAGGCAUUUCAGCAAUUCACAGGCAUUAACACAGUAAUGUACUACAGUCCAACAAUAGUUCAGAUGGCUGGCUUCUCUUCUAACCAGCUAGCUCUGCUCCUCUCCCUAAUAGUUGCAGGCAUGAAUGCUGCCGGGACCAUUGUGGGUAUCUACCUGAUCGACCGAUGUGGCAGACGCCGUUUGGCACUGACCAGCUUACUUGGAGUUAUACUCUCUCUCUUCAUACUAUCUGGUGCAUUCUUUUUGCAGUCAUCUAGUGUGAGUGUUGGUACAAACAUCGGCUGGUUUGCAGUGCUGGGUUUAGCUCUCUACAUUGCCUCCUUUGCGCCAGGAAUGGGUCCUGUUCCAUGGGCUGUGAACUCAGAGAUUUACCCAGAAGCAUACCGUGGAGUAUGCGGUGGUAUGUCUGCCACAGUGAACUGGGUCUGCAACCUGAUCGUGGCACAAACAUUCCUUUCUGUUGUGGCAUUAGUGGGAACUGCUGCAACUUUUCUAACGAUUGCAGGCAUUGCCAUUGUUGCAUUUGGGUUUGUCACAGCCUUUGUGCCUGAAACUAAAGGCCUGAGUUUUGAUCAAGUGGAGAGGCUAUGGAAGGAUAAGGCAUGGGGAACUGGAGACAGCCAGGAAAGACUCCUUUCAGAGACUGAGCCUUGAGAGAUCUGUUUGUAAGCAGGUUAUUUCUGUAUGUAUAAUGAGUAGGCUAAAUAACUUAUUUUCUGUUUCACGUCUGGUGGCAUUCUUUAGUUAAUAAAUUUUGCCAUCCAAAUUGUUCAGUUCUUUUUCCUUGUAGGAACUUGACUUGAACUCUGUGUACCUGGGUUUUGAUAUGCAGUGAAAAUUGUUUUGAACA